UGACUUUCUGUUGACGUGGCUUGAGCGGUGGCUAAUCAGUCGAAACCGUCAGUAACUAGCAGGUAGUGGCUAACGUCAAGGUAAGCCCGAGGGAAAAUGGACAAUAUUCAGGACGAGUGAAUGCUAUUUUGUCUUCACAGAGUGAAGAGACGAUGGCCAGUAGAAGCCAGCACUAUGGUUUUCAGUCAGCCACCACAGCACAGCCUGCCACUGGUGGAUAUGCCUACCUGUUUGGAAACAAUGGCUCCGAGAAUGAUCUGUCAGAGGAGGAUGGAGAGAGUUAUGAGCUUCGGCCCAGAGGCAGAGAGCGAUUGCGGAGGAGCACUUCCAAAGAGAGGAUGGAUGAUAUUGUCUAUCUGGCCAGAGAUAUCCAGGAGGGGGACACCCUGAACAGUAUCGCCCUACAGUACCAUUGCUCAGUAUGUCUGCCCUCAGACCUAAGUGUGGCGGACGUCAAGCGGGCCAACAACCUCUUGACCGAGCAGGAUUUUUUCGCUCUACGAUCCAUAAAGAUUCCAGUGAGGCGCUUCAGUGUCCUCACAGAGACUCACAACACUACAUAUCUCAAAUCUGCCUCCCCCUCUAGUGGGCGACGCCUGCCCCAGGUUUCUCCAGUUACCUCCCUCCCCUCCGAGUCGUCUACAGACUCCUCUUCCUCCGCUGACAGUGUGGAGGGAUUCCUUUCGGAAAAGGACAAGGACAUUGAGCAGUUGGUUAAGUCCACAGGCCCAUCACGGAGCAGCUUAAAUGAGGUUGUGUCCUCCAUAACUGCCCAACAGCAGCAGCCUCUCCUUGCGGGAGUUGAGUAUAAACCAGCGUCCCGGAAAGACCCCUACUAUGGAGCAGACUGGGGCAUGAGAUGGUGGACAGCCGUGGCCAUCAUGCUGGUUGUGGGUAUCGUCACGCCGGUGUUCUAUUUGCUGUACUAUGAAGUUUUGGUAAAAGCUGACGCCAGCCAUCAUGGCAUUCCUAUACAAACUUACCCCAGUGUGCCUCACAGGCAGCCGCAGGCCAAUGAGUCGGACCUUCCUGGGUGAGGGGGAAGCCCUGGACACGAUACUGGAAUAGUAGUUAAAGGGGAACCACAGGGACAUAGAGCAGAUCAAGUAAGAGACUGCAAUGACUGAAAGCUUGAGAACACAUAACGGCAUUGUAUGUAAUCGUGUUGCUAACCCAGAGGUCCAAUAAAGACGAGGUGGGUAUUCCUGUGUAAUUGGAACCGUUUUUGAUUAUACAUUCAUGUAAGCUGUAUGACUGGUACAGUCACUUUACAUAGAGAACAGAGUAUUUUUUCUACGAUUAAGACUGGGAACAAGCGUAGUCGUAAGAUUUAUUCUCUGGAUGUCUAUUUCUAAAGACAUUUCCCUCAGCUUGUCUCAGUUGUAUUUUUCUUGAGAGUAUUUUAGUCAUUUUUGCCAUAAAGAUUUGCCUGAAGAAUUUUGUUAAACGAUUACUGCCAUUGUUUUAUUCGUGAUAUGGGAGGCUGACUAAUUUAUUUGAAGACUAUUGAAAGUUAGUCUUUAACUUACAGUAUCAGUAUUGCAAAUCAUCAAUUGAAUUAAGAUGGCUUGAAUAUUUUGUUUUACCCACAUUUCCAGAACUGCAAUUUUUGUGAUGAAAUCACAGCAGAACCUCUUUGCAUUGAGGCGUGGUGAGGAAAUGGGAAAUGCACAGUAGUCCCACAGUCACCUCUAGGAAAAAUUCUGUGAGCUGUUAGACCUUAUAGUACCUUUUUAUGUCCACUUAAUAUUUUGAGAAAAUGUGUUAUUGACAGUAUGUGCCUUUCAACCUGUGGAAAUGCAUAGCAGGCUGGAAAAACGAGUCUAUUUUGAAUAAAUUAUUGAUUCUCAGA
Lampris incognitus (smalleye Pacific opah) is the source of this 1852-nucleotide messenger RNA. RefSeq names its product LysM, putative peptidoglycan-binding, domain containing 3 (gene lysmd3). NCBI's taxonomy places the organism in Eukaryota, Metazoa, Chordata, Actinopteri, Lampriformes, Lampridae. Gene Ontology annotation, biological process: Golgi organization. Gene Ontology annotation, cellular component: Golgi apparatus. The transcript has 3 exons. The coding region runs from base 153 to 1037 and encodes 294 amino acids. The record is from RefSeq and is a predicted model, not a curated record.